Messenger RNA from Aspergillus sclerotioniger CBS 115572, 800 nucleotides. RefSeq lists its product as uncharacterized. The transcript has a single exon. Lineage: Eukaryota; Fungi; Ascomycota; Eurotiomycetes; Eurotiales; Aspergillaceae. The record is from RefSeq and is a predicted model, not a curated record. Bases 126 to 563 code for a protein of 145 amino acids.
GAAACAGUGCUGCUGGGUUAUUAGGGCCUACAUUGGGGCGAAAUAUAAAGCCUUGCGCAGGCUAUGCCAAACCCGGAUCGAGGUUGCGUGAUUUCUGCGGGGGAAGUCCGGGGAAUGUCCAGAGUAUGGGGAAGACCAACUGGUUGAUGAGACCCAAAUUCUGUGCUGUGGUGCAGAAAUGGCGACGUGACAGUCUUGCCUCCGUGGUUGACCACUCAGUUAACGAUCCGUUUCGAUCGAGAGCAAUCUCUGCGAAAUUCAUCACCCAACUAUUUCAUGUCCGUCAGGCACGUCAGCUCUUGGAGGGCACCGGUACCCAGCUCCAGACCUUCAUCGGAUUGCUGCAUGGGAGUGACCAUACCGCCGUCAGUGUGCUGCAGGCCCAGUUGGCGCUGGUCGAUACCGCCCAGGAGCUGGACAUGAUCAUUAACCUGGGCACCCUCCUGAGCCGGAAUAUCGCAUACGUCGAACUAGACAUUCUGCAUUCAGGGCAAUUACGCGGCCAUGGCCGAGGCUGGCACCGCGGGUUUGGAAGAGUAAUGCUAUUAUUCCCCGUUCCAUAAUGGAUAACAUUGCUCACACGUGAGGAGUUUUACGUGACACGUCCUGUAGGGAUUAUAGGGUGUAAAUGCUGGAUCUUGCGGGUCACGGGUGGUGGCCUCUUUGCAACCCCAUUGGCAUGGUCUUCUGUGUCUUCCUUGCUGGCAUUCUGGCCAUGGUGUUUUUCUCCUUUCCCGAAACCAGAGAGCACCCGCUGGAUGAGAUUGGCGUCAUUGUCGACGGCGAGCCAGCCGCGCCGC